Molecule: messenger RNA, 1143 nt
Organism: Caenorhabditis angaria
Lineage: Eukaryota; Metazoa; Nematoda; Chromadorea; Rhabditida; Rhabditidae
Source: the annotation of a GenBank genome assembly
AUGUCUAGUUCUGUUGGACGAUUUGCUAAUAAAGUUGCUAUUGUUACAGGUAAGUUAUGAUCUACAGUAACCCGAAAAAGGUGGAAUCAGCUCAAAAUUUCUUUCAAAGGUUCUUCGAGUGGAAUUGGUCGAGCUGUUGCUGUUUUAUUUGCUGAAAAUGGUGCAAAAGUAACAAUAACUGGAAGAAGUCGCGAAAAAUUGGAUGAAACAUUUCGACACAUUUUAAGAAGUGGAAUCUCAUCUGAAAAUGUGAAUCAAGUGAUUGGAGAUAUUGGAACAAAUGAUGGACAAACUCAUUUGAUCGAAUCAACAAUUCAAAAAUUCGGAAAAAUUGAUAUUUUGGUGAAUAAUGCUGGUGCACUUAUAACUGAUAAAAACAAAAAAAUUGGAAUAUUUCAAGGAAUCGAUGUUUUUGAUAAGAAUUUUGAUUUGAAUGUUCGAAGUGUUAUGGAAUUAACACAAAAAGCGAUUCCAUAUUUGGCAGAAAAUAAAGGAGAAAUUGUAAAUGUAUCAAGUAUUGCAUCUGGUCCACAAGGACAUACAGAACAUUUAUAUUAUUCGGUUUGUAAAGCUGCAAUUGAUCAAUUGACUCGAAAUUUGGCAUUGCAAUUGAUUUCGAAAGGAAUUCGUGUGAAUUGUGUCAAUCCGGGAACUGUUAUUACUGGUUUUUAUUCGGCGAUGGGAUUGAAUGAUAAAGAAGUUGAGAAGGUUGUUACUUUUUUCAUUUUUUGAAGAAAAUACUUUAGAUUGAUAAGAAAAAUACACAUUGUUUUGAAGAAAAAUGUGAAGGAAAACUGAAAUGUGAUUUAAUUGUCAGGGUUCUCAAAAUCGGUGCAGAAUUCUAAAAUUCAAAAUUCUGAAAACUAUUGGUGAAAAAAUCUUGCAAGAUUGAAAUACUAUACCAGAAAAGCCAAGACAUAUUCAUGAUUCCCAAAAUUUCAGUUUGCUGAGGAUAUGAAAGCAAAUGCAGAUUGUAUUCCACGUGGAGAAGUUGGGAAACCAGAAGAUAUUGCAAAAUUAAUCGCAUUUUUGGCUGAUCGCGAUUCAUCUUCUUAUAUUAUUGGACAAACAAUUACAAUUGAUGGGGGAUCAACUUUAGUUAUGGGAAUGUUGGCUGGAAAUUCAGCACUUCACAAUGAAUAA